Messenger RNA from Salvia hispanica, 1674 nucleotides. RefSeq names its product transcription factor bHLH48-like. Gene Ontology annotation, molecular function: protein dimerization activity; DNA-binding transcription factor activity. NCBI's taxonomy places the organism in Eukaryota, Viridiplantae, Streptophyta, Magnoliopsida, Lamiales, Lamiaceae. Gene Ontology annotation, biological process: regulation of DNA-templated transcription. Gene Ontology annotation, cellular component: nucleus. The record is from RefSeq and is a predicted model, not a curated record.
CGAGGGAAGAGAGAGAAAAUUAAAGUAGAAAAGGCGAAUUCAUUUUACACACAACUCGAACUGCAGAGAGGGAGAGAAAGUAAGCCGAGUUUUUCGCUUUGACCGCCAUUGAUACCGUAGCUUUCCCCUCUCACAAGAAAGCCGAAGUAAAGUUACGUUAAAAAAAAGGAAGAGAACAGUGAUUACCUGUGGCUGCCACAACCUCCAUUCAUUCCCUUCGCUGCUCUCCUCCAUUUCAAAUUGACGUGUGUCUGUUCACAUUGCCCCUUUUUCUUCUCCUAUAGAGCUAGCAAUGGAGUAAUCAUUUACAGAGUCGUCGCCGUUAAUUUUUCUCGACUUUAAACAUUGCUGGUCCAAAAUGGCGAGAGAAUUUUCUAAGUAUUCCAGUAUCAGCUUCUUCUGUGUUGACUGAGCUAGUGUUUGAUCUGUCGCGGAGCUGAGCUUCGGUGUGUUAAUCUCCGACCACAAUUUGCUGAAAUUUAUCACUCCAUUUGCCAAUAAUUCGAAUUAUGCAGCCAAAUGUUGAAGCGGUUCAACCGCAAUUUAGAUCCGGAAUAUCCGGAGAGAAAACUGGGGGGAUGGGGUUCGUUUUCGACGACCUGAUCCCUGACCUGCAGGAAACGGACGGCACGUCUUUCACGGCGCUUCUCGAGCUACCGCCGCCGCAAGCUGUGGAGCUCCUGGUCAAGGAGGAUUCGCCGGCGAAAACCAUGCCGCUGCCGAUUUUUCCUUCCAAUAUUGCCCUAAUUGACCGCGCCUCGUUGUUUUCCGUAUUUGCUUCAGCCGAUAAUCCGCCGGAUAGAACGAACAUUUUGUCGGUUUCGAGCUCAAUGAAGAUCGAUUCGGUGAAGCAGGAGCCGCUGGAGCCAGAGUAUCACCGGAAUUCUUCUUCGCCGGCGGUUUCAAAUCAGAGCUUGAAGUCCAUCAAGCGAAAGGAGAGGGAGAAAAAGGUGAAAAAAUCAAGCAAAAAAGUGGUAGCAAAUGAAGCGUCUGAUGGCAGUGGCGAGCAGCUGCCGUACGUUCAUGUCAGAGCUCGCCGUGGCCAGGCCACUGACAGCCAUAGCUUAGCUGAAAGAGCCCGGAGGGAGAAAAUCAAUGCGAGAAUGAAGCUGUUACAGGACCUGGUCCCAGGGUGUAACAAGAUUUCAGGUACUGCAAUGGUGCUCGAUGAGAUAAUAAAUCAUGUGCAAGCUCUUCAACGCCAAGUGGAGUUUUUAUCCAUGAGACUUGCUGCUGUUAACCCAAGAAUUGAUUUCAACCUUGAAGCCCUCUUAGCCGUAGAUAGCGAAUCAUCCAUUGAUAACAGCUACCUGGGCAUGUUUCCGCCAUCCAUUUGGCCGGAGGGGCAAAUGAACGGCAGCAGACAACAACAGCCAUGGCUCAUCGAUGGACUUAACCUGCCUUCCAUGGGCAGGGUAGACGACACCUCUAACUUCAUUACCCCAGAGAACUCACUGCUAAGCUACGACUCUCCUGCAAAUUCAGGUGCAGAGACGCUGCACCUGAGCCAGCUGAAAAUGGAGCUUUGAAGCAAAAUCCGCUGUCGUCGCUCGUCAUUGAAGCUAGUUUUGUAUAUACGAGAUAUAGUAGUAAGGAUUUAGCCUUAGGUGAAGAUGAGGCAGGAAUUUACAUUCUAGAUUGAAUUGACCCGAGACAAAAGCAGGUUUCACCAUA